AUGAAUCAUCGUGGAAAUUCAUCCGACUUGGCACGUCGAGGUCUUAGUCAUCAUGGUGUGAGUAUUCCAGGACUUAAUGUGGACAUUGAAAUGCUCGUACAAAGUACACAAGGUUCAGCAAUGCAUUUUGGACGCAAGGCCGCUAAUGAAAAAUUUCAUGGCUGGCUCUGGAAAAAGUCUGGUCGGUUUUCAAAAUGGCGGAAUCAGCAUUUUGUAUUGGAUGGGGCUUUAUUGACGUACUACGAUACGUUUCCAACGGACCAAUUUGUGUCAGAAUCGUCCCUUGUACCGAUACAGGGUGAUAACCUUUUCACAACCAAGAGUGAAUCGACACCGGCAGGUGCCGUCCGAGUAGCACACGUUGAAACGUCCCCAAAAUCCAAGAUUGCAUUCAAAGUGUAUGCUGUUAGUGGCAAGAUUAUCGAUGUACGAGCCAAGAAUGAUACCUUAUGCAGACAGUGGGUGGACCGACUGAACGAAGCAGCGGCUUUAGCAAAACGUCAAGAAUCGCUGAAUACGAGCACGACAAGUACGGUAUCAUCGACACUUUCAAUGGGGUACUCGGAUUCCGAACUCGAUUUUCAAUGCAACAUUGUGGACAAGAGUGGAUGGCUGGAAGUCGGUGAUCGCAAGUCGAAACGACCGCGUUUCUGUGUCAUGCAGGGAAACAUGUUUACGGUAUACGAUACUGAGGACGCAUGGGCUGUACCAUUGAGUCGUGCUUAUGUCACUCAUGCCGAGAAGAUCAGUGAAGCGACCUGUGAGUUUUCCGUGUCGACAUCUGCCGGUAAAAUUACCAAGAUGCUCAUGUGCAAGGCACGAUCGCACGAUGAAAUGCACCUGUGGAUGGAAGCCUUGAGUAAUGCGUCCAAUUGA
Peronospora farinosa is the source of this 876-nucleotide messenger RNA. Lineage: Eukaryota; Oomycota; Peronosporomycetes; Peronosporales; Peronosporaceae. The record is from the annotation of a GenBank genome assembly.